Messenger RNA from Hevea brasiliensis (rubber tree), 1578 nucleotides. RefSeq lists its product as uncharacterized. The record is from RefSeq and is a predicted model, not a curated record. Bases 468 to 1067 code for a protein of 199 amino acids. NCBI's taxonomy places the organism in Eukaryota, Viridiplantae, Streptophyta, Magnoliopsida, Malpighiales, Euphorbiaceae. The transcript is spliced from 7 exons.
UUAUUAUUCAAAUUAAUGAAUUUUACUUUUUCAAUGUAUAUCAAAUAAAAAUAUAUUAGUAAGUUAUUAAAUAAAUUACUAUUUAUAAAAAUUUAUAAUUUGAAAUAAAUAAAUAAAUAAAGUAAAUCUAUAUUUUUGCGAGAUGGAUGAUUUUUCAUGCAAUAUAGUAUUUUUUUUUAAACAACGUGAAGUUCAUCAGACAUAAUUUUUUUUAAACUAUGUAGAAUUUAUUUGGCAUAUUUCGAUUCCAGGUUCUACUUUCUCAAUUCUCUACUCUAAGUCUUUUUUUUUUAAAUAAUAAUAAAAUUAUGAUUGAAAUUGUAAAAUGUUAAAAGAAAUGUUUAUAUUUAUGAAAAAUAUUUACAUUUAAUUAAUUUUUAUUUUAUAAUAAUUUCCAUGGAUGGUUGAAAUCGGUAUUGGAGUGGGAAGGAGAAAUCUAGCGAGUUCAAGAAAAAUAAUGGACCAAGAUGAAGCUAAAAGCAACGAGAAUCACUCUUCCUCUUCGCGGGACUCCAAUCCAUGCCCCAUCUGCCUCGGUCCCUUCCUUCAAGAAUCCUAUCUCGAUUCCUGUCUCCACAGAAAACCUUUCAAUAAUUUAUGGAUAUGAUGGAAGUUCAUUCCAAAUGCAGUAUAUAAAUGACAAUUUUGAGCUUAGUUCUUUCUUUUCAAAAGCUCACAAGUAUAGAUUAAAAUGCUAUUAUAUUGAAUCAGGUAUCUUGAGCAAUAUAGUUAACGCAUUGCGAUAUUGGAAGUCCCGUAAGUGUCUUCAACCAAAUCGGUGGCUGCAAAGUUGGUUGAGAAUAGAAAUUCAGGCUCUUUUGCAGGAAGAGGAUGUUGAAAUUAUUGUACACCAUAUGCUUGGUGUGGUUGAUUCAUUCUUGAGAAGGGGUGAUCAAUCUCAUCCAAUGAGAACACCUGAAACAAAACAAGGAGAGUUCAAGAAUCUAGUCUCUGAUGCAGCAAGGCCUUUUCUAGCAGCAAGAACAGAACGAUUCGUGAAUGAGAUGGAAUUGUUUCUUGCUUCAGGUUUCAACAUUGAAGCCUAUGAUGAAGUAUACAUGCAGUAGUUGGGUUGGAACACUCCUAGAUUGACUAGUCGUUUUGGGAAUGAUGGAAUGCUUGAGGGAAUUGUGAAGAAGAGUAUCCAAUAAGUCAUUAGCAUGGACCAAUCCGAUUCACGAAAAGAAAGAAGUAUCGUUAUGACGUUAUCUAGGGGUGCCAUGCAGACAGUAGGGAUACCUCAGAAUAAGGGGAGCCUUGAAGAAAAAGGGAGAUUAUAGGAUCAUGGCCAGAGCUUUGCGCAUGUAAUUGUUUGUACAAGGUUCUGUUGUAGAAGUAAUGUUUAACUAAUAACUUUCAUUUUGUGGCAUUUGCCUUGUCUCCCCCUGUUCCCUUUGAGUUGUGAACUCUUUUUUGAGGUUACAUUAAAUUUUAUUAAGUUAUUUUAAAAUAAAUCUAGAAUAGGAUUUCUAUGAUGUAGAUAUACGCUUCAUUUUCGCUCUAUAUUCAAGGUGUACCACAUUUAUGGUAGCUUAGUGACAACAUUGAUCUUCAGUUUUAUCUAUUAUUGUUCUUAAA